Molecule: messenger RNA, 3918 nt
Organism: Seriola aureovittata
Lineage: Eukaryota; Metazoa; Chordata; Actinopteri; Carangiformes; Carangidae
Gene: hdac9b
Product: histone deacetylase 9b
Exons: 12
Coding region: 486-2171 (561 amino acids)
Biological process (GO): chromatin organization
Cellular component (GO): histone deacetylase complex
Molecular function (GO): histone deacetylase activity
Source: RefSeq, a predicted model, not a curated record
CUGUGUUGAAUAUUACAUCGCGGUCUAUGUUCAUGUAAAAAUAUAUGUAUGUAAUGAACAUUUUUUGAUCUAUUUAUCCGGCACGAAAUUAAUUAACAUUAUAGCAAAAUGUUACUGCGCUCUUAAUGCAUGUGUGUGGCUCCGUUUGGUCGGCUAAUUGGUAACAGCUACUUAUUAUUCUAUUUACACACUGUGACUCAUCUUGAAGUUGCACUAAACCCGAGAGCGAUGCUAACAAUGCACGCGGAAGAGGACCCACCGGGGAUAAAUGUGAACAACAAUAUUCUGUCAGGAAGAGGAGUUUCUCCGGACAUACGGCUGGUCACUGACUCACCCUUCUUCAAGAAGAAAACCAUUGGAAGAUGUCCUCCCAGUGCUACCUAACCCUAACCCAGGUGUGGAGGUUUUAAAAAGUGGACAUUAAGCCAGACGUGCCGUUGGCUGUGGAGCCCUUAUCCCCUUUGGACCUGCGCACAGAUCUGAGGAUGCUGGGGCCAGGCUCGGACCCAGGACUCUGGGAGAGGCAGCUGCAGCAGGAGCUGCUCCUCAUUCAGAAGCAGCAACAGAUCCAGAAGCAGCUACUAAUCAGCGAGUUCCAGAAGCAGCAUGAGAAGUUGACCCGUCAGCACCAGGCUCAGCUCCAGGAGCACCUCAAGCUCCAGCAGGAGCUCCAGGCCAUGAAACAGCAGCAGGAACUUGCAGAGAAGGAGCGUCGUCUGGAGCAGCAGCAGCAGCAGAACCAGCAGGAGAAGGAGCAGGAGAGGCUUCGGCGAGAGCAGCAUGUUUCCAGCCUGAGCCUCAGGGGCAAGGAGCGCUCCAGAGAGAGUGCAGUGGCUAGUACCGAGGUGAAGCAGAAACUCCAAGAGUUUCUGUUAAGCAAAUCAGCCAAGGACCCUGCCAGUAAUGGAACCAGUCAUACUUUCAUCCACCACCCGAAACUCUGGUACACGUCUUCUCACCACACAUCACUGGACCAAAGCUCUCCACCUCUACGCGGCACAUCCCCCACCUGCCAGUAUACUCUGCCAUCACCCAUAGAGAGCAAGGACGACUUCCCCUUGAGGAAGACAGCCUCCGAGCCCAACCUGAAGGUACGAUCCAGACUGAAGCAGAAGGUUGCAGAGAGGAGGAGCAGUCCAAUGCUAAAGAGAAGAGAUGGAAACAUCAUGACUCCUUAUAAGAAGAGGGCCCUGGAGCUAAUGGACUCUACACCCACGAACAGUGCCCCUGGCUCCGGCCCCAGCUCUCCCAUAGGGGCCUCAAGUGCCUUGGGGGCUGAAAAUGGACCCUCCUCUCUGCCUACUACAACAAAAACUGAGAGAUGGCCUUCACAGCCGAGAUUAUUCCGACCUGAGGGCUCCGUGUCCAUGCUGAGCUUAUACACAUCUCCCUCCUUACCCAACAUCUCCUUGGGGCUUUCGACUACAUCCUCACCCAUCAAUGCGGCCAUAGGGUUGAAAGACAGAUCAACAGAAAUCAGGCAAGGGCUGCCUGGGCAUCUCCUGGGCCCUGUGCCCCUUCAGACAGGCCUGGAGUCCAAGGUGAGCCCCAGUCACCAGGCUCUCCUCCAGCACCUCCUCCAGAAGGAACAGAUGAGGCAGCAGAAGAUCCUCUCCUCUGGCCAAGGCUCCAUGUCGUCCCACCCUCAGUCCCCACUGGCCAUGAAGGAUCGGCCCUCCAGCAGUCGGCCGAAACUACCAAAACACCGGCCCUUGAACCGGACCCAGUCGGCUCCACUGCCCCAGAACACACUGGCCCAACUCGUCAUCCAGCAGCAACACCAGCACUUCCUGGAGAAACAGAAACAGUACCAGCAGCAGGUCCAUAUAAAUAAGCUGUUAUCCAAGUCCAUUGAGCAGUUACGUCAGCCCAGCGCACACCUGCAGGAGUCGGAGGAGGAGCAGGAGGAGCAGCAGCACGGAGAGCAGACGGAGAGCAUGCAGGAGGACAGGCUGCCCCCUGGAGGAGUCAUCCGGAAGCACACGCUCAGCAGUAGCAGCAGCAGUGGCUCGAGCGGCGAGCUCCCCGACGCUCACUGCGGGGUCAUUAAGGUCAAGGAGGAGCCGGCUGAUAGCGAGGAUGAGUCUCUGACCAGUCAGAGCUUAGAGUCAGAGCAGAGCACCUAUCUUCACCAGGUCAAAGGGAGACUGGUGAUAAGAGCAAUGAUCUGAGAAGGGAAGAGGAUGAGAUCACACACUCACAACAUUCGCAGAUAAACAAGUCUCUACAAACGUGCGUCUACAUCCUUACACACACAUACACACACACACACACACACACACACACACACACACACAUUAACAUACAUAUACACACACAUACAGCAGCAAUUGCACAGUAGGCCAGCUCUCCCUGUCACUACAUAUGACCCCUUCUCACUCAGCUGCAGCCUCACUCGUCCCACGCUCGAAGACUCUCUGUUUGUGAUCUUUGUGUAGUGAUCUCUGUAAAAUAUGUAUGUUUCACUUUUGUGUAUAUAAUAUGAAGACAAUUUAGACCGUUCUUUUUAAGAGCUGCUUUGGUCAUCAAGUGACAUAAAGUUGUAUGUACAUAUACUGUGGAUUUAGCAUCAAAGAUGAUUUCUAGAGGGAAGGUCGAACAGGUGUACAGCUUCGAAGAGCCAACUUGUGUUCCCACUGUGUACAUUUUUUGCCAUAAAAUAUUUGAAUGCUCUUCAGCGUGGAGAAUUAUCAUAAAGUCCUGACAGUAUGUUAAGAGUUUAAAACACUACAUGCUCUGUUGUUCUCAAAAAAUCUGUGAUGAUGUUCCAUGUUAAGUGGUCUCAGAAACUGAAAUAAUGAACAUCUGUCUUAGAGAGAAUGUAUACUUAAAUCCUAACAGAGGACGCUCCCUCGGGGCAAACUUUUGCUCUGGGAGUGAUAUUGCCAUUGGAAUAUGGUCCACUGCUCAUAUUGCAAUUUGAAGGAUAAAGCACUAAAUCCCUGCUUGGGUGUGCAGGCAUCUCCCGACACAUCCCAGGUUUCCUUGUCUCUCUCUCUCUGUCUCUGUCUCUCUCUCUCUCUCUCUGAGCAGUCCCAGAGCCAGGGCCCUGUGUUAAGCCGAGCUCUCCUCCCCUCUCUCCCUCUGGGUCCAAAUCAAAGCUCGGGCCGGGUUCCUGCCCAGCUUUCAGCAGAGGAGUCAGACAGAGAGAAAGAGAGAGAGAGAGAGAGAGGGCCGGGCAGGAAAUGCCUUCUAGAAGCCAGGAGUUGGAGUGAUUCAUGUGUGCAGGAAUGUUGAGAGAGGAGGACCUAGGGUUGGAGGAGUCCAAGGGGCCAGGCUUGAGAAUUGAUUUACUGUCAAGGCGAAUUACAAAGUGAGUGGGGAUAUGGUUAAGGGAGUCCUUUUUAAAGGGAAUCGCUUCCUUCGUAUUCCCUAGUGGCUUGGUUACCUCAAUAUGCAGGUUUGAUGUUACUUCAAUAAAAAACCCUGGACGGGACCUUUUUUUGUUUCAAGCCUGUUUUCCCCUGAAAGUGCCCAUUGCAACAUGUAUAGUCUGUCUUAAAGUGAUCAAUCAAAUGUAUUGCAUAGCUGUAAACCUUCCUGUUUCAUUUGUACCGUCAACUAAAUGUAAAAAAAAAUGCUAGUAUGAGGUUCUGUGUUUGGAUUCAUGUGAAAAUCAAAACUGUCUGUCUUAUACUGUACAUUCAGAUUGUCCGGUUUUAAUGUUUUUAGUGUAAGUAAACACAAUCAGAACAAUGUGAGUCUUGUUCUCUUGCUCCUUUGAUUUGGUUGUAACGAGAACCCCUUUGCUGUCAGUGGGGGUGGUGGAGGUGGGAGGGCAGGGGUGGGGGGAGGGGGGGGUUACGGGUCCUGUGGUCUGUUCAUAGCAGUUUGCAGUUUUCUUCUCUUUUUUUGCCUUGUGUGAUAAACCUUUCUUUUUUUAAAAUAAAGUUCAUUUACCUCUGAUGUUCAUGAUGA